Molecule: messenger RNA, 3037 nt
Organism: Podarcis raffonei (Aeolian wall lizard)
Lineage: Eukaryota; Metazoa; Chordata; Lepidosauria; Squamata; Lacertidae
Product: toll-like receptor 2
Exons: 2
Coding region: 328-2820 (830 amino acids)
Biological process (GO): immune response; toll-like receptor signaling pathway
Cellular component (GO): membrane
Molecular function (GO): protein binding; transmembrane signaling receptor activity
Source: RefSeq, a predicted model, not a curated record
CUUUACUUUAGGUACUCAACGGUACGCAGUACUGACACCUCUUUUUUCCUAUAAGAAAAGCCCUGAGCAGUAGGGUCACUGACUGUCUUCCAGUUACAUGAACCUCCAUCCUUAGGGACUCUCCGCUCUAUAUUCGGACUUCCUUGUUCAUGACAUAAAACUCUUUUCCUGUGUCAUAGCCACACACUUCCUCCUUAGCCGACAGAAUCUGCGCAGGAUAAAGUGAUGGGAUAGAGCUCAGCAAAGGCAAAUCUCAGUGGGGCUGCAGUUGGGGCUGCAGGAGCAGGCUGCUUCCAAGUGUAGAUUUCCACUUUCACAACAAAAAGGAUGAACAGGAUGGGAAUCUUCACCAGAAUACUGUAUUUCUGUAUUUCUAUUCUUUUCUGUGUUGGAGAAGGUGGAUUUCAGCUUCCAGACAAGGUCUAUGUCUCCAAACCCUCAGAUAAUUACUCUGCAACUCACUCUGAAUUACAAACUCCAAAAAGAGGCCAUAACUUCUCACACAGCUUUCUGAAAAAAAUUGCAGGAAGGAAAGCAGAAGGCCCCAGUAGUCAAGGUUUAGUUCCUCAAAGCAAUCAGAGUUUCAGAGUUUUACUUAACAGCCCACCACAAGAAGUGCCACUCCCUAAGUUCUCACAAAUGAAUGAAAUGGUGACUUCUCCACAAACUGACCCAUCCUUAUGGGGCACCGUGGGGUCUCCUUUUCCAGCAGAGAAGCACAAAGGACCUAGUAGUCUUCUAAAUGUCCAUUCGAUACUAAAAAGGACUGUUCUGGGUUAUGAAAGACAAGAUGAAUCUGGAACAGUAUUUCCACCUCCUGCGCUGAGGAUGUCUGCAGGUUGUGGCAAUCCAGUUGGUGGGAUGUUUGAUCUAUCUGACAGAAACCUGUCUGAGGAAGAUCUGAGGAGGGAAAUGGAUCCUAGGCAUUGCAACACAACGUUGGGAAAGGUUGUGGAACUGGAUGCCAGGCACAACAAUCUGCAAAUGGAUUUAGGGACCCUGCUUUCACUGCUCCUGAAAAUGGAGAACGUGCAGUCCAUCGACGUGAGUUACAACAGCAUAACUGUAUCAGGUGUGCUUGUACCCAACAGGUGUGACUUAAAGCACAGCGAGCUGUUGUUCUUAAAUCUCAGCCACAACCCUCUUACCACUUUGAAAAGCAUCUGCCUCCCUUCGAGUCUCAAAGGCCUUGAUUUGUCCUUCACACGCAUUAACCAAAUACCACGUGAGUUUGCCAGAACUUACUUUCAUAUAGAAGAGAUGGAUGUUCAAGGAAACCAUUUUAUAUACAAUCCUGAAACGCUGACAUCUCUCUUCAAGUCUAUACCAAAAACCAGAAUACAAAGCAUGACGAUUGUCAAUUUUCCACAACGCAGCCCCAUCGAAGGCCUCCCCAGGGAAGGGAGGCGCCUCGUAAUGUCAAACUGCUCCAUCGUAGAACUUCCAGAAUGGUUUGCAAACACCAUGAGAAAGCUUCUCUUUCUAGACCUGAGCAACAACCCCUUGCGCGGUUUUCCCCAGCCGCCAACUUCUUUGCAGAACCUAGAUUUAAGCAACAGUAACAUCCAAGAGAUAGCUAAUCUUAACAUCUUCCCUAAUUUGACAGUGCUUAAGAUUCCAAGCAAUAAAAUAAAGGAUCUUCCACCUGCGUAUCUUCCAGACUCCUUAAAAGAACUGGAUAUCAGUAAAAAUCAAAUACAAGUGUUCCAUUUAUGCAGGGCGCCACAAGAGCUGGAAUUCCUUAAUGUUUCUAGAAACCUCAUAACGCAUCUGAAUCUAAACCAUUCUCACCACCUCACCAGCCUUGAUGCAAGCCACAAUUUAAUUACAGAACUGCAGGACCGCACUGGAAUAUUUCUGCCAGAACUCAAAUAUCUGAAUCUGUCAGGAAACAAGAUCUCUUUUUUGCAACCGGGGUCUCUCCCCGAAUCUUUGCUCGAGUUGGACAUAAGCAACAAUGCCAUCAACAUUAUUAUGGAAGAGACCUUUGGCCGGUUGAUGAACCUGAACGUCUUAACCCUUCAAGGGAAACAUUUCUUCUGCAGCUGUGACUUGUAUUGGUUUGCGAACACGUACCUUGCAAGCCGGCAGCUGCAGAUAAAUGGCCAAGACGAGCUUUUGUGCAGCUUUCCGCUCAAGAAACGGGGCCUUUUGGUUGAAAACAGCAACCUAACGAUGCUGCGUUGUUCUCUGGGACUUCAAAUGGCAAUUACGGCUUGUGUGGCGAUCUUGACAAUGUCCCUCUUAACAGGCCUUUGCUGGCGUUUUGACGGCGUCUGGUACAUUAAGAUGGGAUGGUACUGGUGCAUGGCGAAAAGGAAACAAUACAAGAGGCCAGAACACAAAGCGUAUGAUGCAUUUAUCUCAUACAGCGAAAACGAUGCGCUGUGGGCUAAAGAGACCCUGCUGGAAAAACUGGAAGCCCUCGAGUUUAGAGUAUGCUACCACGAGAGAGACUUCACGGCAGGGCACCCGGUUGUUAGGAACAUUUUCCACUGCAUUGAGAACAGCCACAAAGUUCUCUUUGUGCUGUCGCCCAGCUUUGUCAACAGUUGCUGGUGCCAGUAUGAGCUGUUCUUUGCCGAACAUCGGGUCCUUAGCGAAAACGAGGACUCUCUCAUUAUGGUUGUGCUGGAAGACCUGCCGCCCAACAGCAUCCCGCAGAAAUUCAGCAAGCUCCGGAAGCUGCUGAAAAGGAAGACCUACUUGAAGUGGAGCCCAGAGGAACACAAACAAAAGCUCUUCUGGAGCCAGCUGACCGCUGUUCUGAAAACGACAAACAAGCCAAUGGCUUUGACAGAGGAAAAUGGGCUGUGCUAGGAAGCAGAGGAGGCAUUUGGGAAAUUCAGGGUGCAUAUAUGAGGAACGCAAACAUUUCUGGACUGGUGCACGCUGAGAUGUUGGCUUGGGGCUGUUGCUAAGAAAAAGACUUGAUCAAAUACUGUCAAAUGGCAGCCAAGUGUUUAAACAUUUGGUUAUGUUACCGGAAUUUAUGGAAAGGCUUUUUCCUGGGGGGGGGGUGCCCAUCCUGUGGACA